AUCGCCCGUCAGAUGGAGGAUUGUAACCAACGGCUUCUAUCGCUCUAUCAUCUUGGACCGUAGUGCAGCAGGAUAUUUCGGUCAAUUACCGAGGAACCUGCACUGGCUAUCGUAUCUUUGCCUCCUGAUUCAUGAGUCUUAUGUUUCUGCUCUGAAGGAAUACGACGCUAGGAAUCCGGAUGUGGUUGGUCAGCUACAUCCACGAUGGAGGGAAAACCAGAGAAGAUGUGCUUGGAUGCUGAAUACUGCAAGGGGUACUCGGAAGAUGUGGACCUCAUUCGAAAACAUGAAUAUCCCAUGCUUGAUGGAACAACAUAUUUGGACCAUGCCGGAACUACGCUCUACGCCAAGUCGCUGAUUGAUUCAUUCUCGCAUGAUCUUACUUCCAGCUUGUUUGGAAAUCCGCAUUCCAAGUCGGCGUCUUCGCAGCUCUCUACUCGUCGCAUCGACGACAUACGUUUGCGGGCCCUGCGUUUCUUCAAUACCGAUCCCGAAGUGUUUGACCUCGUUUUCGUUGCAAAUGCUACCGCAGCCAUCAAGCUGGUUGCAGAUGCGUUACGGGACUUGGACUCAGAUGGCUUUUGGUAUGGAUAUCAUAUCGCCGCUCACACUAGUUUGGUCGGAGUUCGUGAACUUGCGAAUGCUGGUAGCCGGUGCUUCUCGACAGAUGCAGAGGUGGAGACCUGGAUCUCGGAAUUGAGCUCGAAGGACAACUUACUGCAGCGAAAUGUCCCGAAGCUCUUUGCAUUUCCAGCUCAGUCGAAUAUGAACGGUCGACGCUUACCGGUACGGUGGUGUCAGCAGGUACGACAAAGCGCUGAAAAUUCAGGGGAACGUGUCUUCACUCUCCUAGAUGCUGCAAGCCUAGUUUCAACCUCACCCCUCGACCUGGGUGAUGUGUCAGCCGCACCCGAUUUCACAGCUAUCAGCUUUUACAAAAUAUUUGGUUUUCCAGACCUUGGUGCUUUGAUUGUCCGGAAAAGUGCUGCCUAUGCCUUCGAUAGACGAAGGUUCUUUGGUGGCGGUACUGUAGGUAUGGUCACGACGCUGGGAACACAGUGGCAUGCGAGAAAAGAAACCUCGAUCCAUGGUCGACUCGAGGAUGGAACUCUCCCUUUCCAUAAUAUCAUCGCACUGGAUGCUGCAUUUAGAACGCAUGAACGCCUAUAUGGCUCAAUGACCAAUAUAUCCUCGCAUACUCGUUUUCUUGCAAAACGACUUUAUGACCAUCUGUGGUCUCUGACACACGCCAAUGGCGUUAAAGUCUGUGAGAUUUACAAAUCUCCGUCCUCGGACUAUGAAGACCCAUCAACGCAGGGCCCAAUAAUCGCAUUCAAUCUGCGGACUAGUCGCGGUGAGUGGGUUGGCAAAUCAGAGGUUGAAAAGUUGGCAGCCGUGAGGAAUAUCGAAAUUAGGUCGGGAACCCUUUGCAAUCCUGGUGGAACGGCAAGCAGUCUCGGCUGGUCUGGGACUGAGCAACGCCGUCAUUAUUCUUCUGGCUUGCGUUGCGGAGAUGAUCACGAUGUCAUGGACGGACGGCCUACUGGUAUCCUGAGAGCCAGCCUAGGAGCAAUGACGAAUAUGCGGGAUAUUGACAUGUUUGUCGACUUUAUCAGGGAAUUCUAUGUUGAAAAAAUUACAGACAGGAGUGUAUCCACACAACCUGUGAUAUCUUCAAAUUUUCAAUCCAGAUUCUAUGUUGAGGCACUAUGUGUGUAUCCCAUAAAGAGCUGUGCGGCUUUCAAAGUCCCUGAUGGCAAACGAUGGGAAGUUAAGACUGAGGGCCUGGCAUGGGAUCGUGAGUGGUGCCUCAUUCAUCAAGGCACAGGUGCAGCUCUCAGCCAAAAACGAUAUCCUUUAAUGGCUCUGAUACAUCCAUUUAUUGAUCUCGACCGCGGCAUAUUAAAAAUUACCUGUGGAGGCAGCCCUGCAUCCGAGCGGAGAAGCCUUGAAAUCUCCCUCUCCAGGGAUUACCAUGAAGCCAUGCCGGCUUCUCUGUGCCAGAAUUCCGCGAAUAAGUCCUCUACAGUCUGCGGAGACCGGGUCAUUGUACAUGCCUACUCUUCUCCUGCGAUAUCUUCCUUUUUCUCUGAUUUCCUUGGUGUUCCAUGUACCCUUGCGCGGUUCCCUCCCCAAUCCUCAACCCGGUACUGCGGACCCCGUCGUCUUCCUAUCAAGUCGAAACAGCCGGACUCAUUUCCCCAGGGCCCUUCCCCCGAAAUAUCGGGGCGAACUCCUAUCCUCCUAUCCAACGAAAGCCCGAUUCUUGUCAUUUCCCGCUCAUCAGUGAACCACCUAAACGAAACAAUUAAGGCAACCUCGAAUCACCACAACCACGGGAUUAGCAAGGCAGUUGCGGCUGAUGUUUUCCGGGCCAACAUCAUAGUUGCGGAGAACCUUGCUCAGCGUGGAGAUUUGGAACAGCCAUACAUCGAGGAUAACUGGGUAUCACUUACGAUCGGCCCUCGGCAGCUAUGUUUCGAUAUACUUGGUUCUUGCCAGCGGUGUCAGAUGGUCUGCAUCGAUCAAUACUCAGGCGUGCGUUGUGAUGAGCCAUUCUCGACUUUGGCUAAAACCAGGAAGUUCGAUGGAAAGGUACUAUUUGGGAGGCACGCUGCUCUUUCUGGGCCAAGUGGCCCUUGCGAGAUAUUAUCUCCAGAGGGACAGACGCUCAUGGUUGGAGAUCUGGUUACGGCGUCAUACGAUCAUGCAAGGUAAUGUGAAUUCUAUAGUAUGGUUUUGUAUUCUUUUCGGCAGGCAUAUAAUCGGCGUUUCCAUGCUCGCUUUGCACAUACGUCGGGAUAUUGGUUAGAGGUGUAUGGAUCGGAUCUCUUUGGACAUGAACAUAUACACAUAUACGGUGGUCAGGAGUCAGG
Monascus purpureus is the source of this 2876-nucleotide messenger RNA. NCBI's taxonomy places the organism in Eukaryota, Fungi, Ascomycota, Eurotiomycetes, Eurotiales, Aspergillaceae. The record is from the annotation of a GenBank genome assembly.